UUCUUCUUCCACAUCUCUAAAUAUUGGAUUUUCUGGAGAAUGGCGAACCUGGGACUUAUGUGCGUGGUGGCGCUGGCGCUGACAGUGGUCGUCCUGAUGGUGAAGAACAGCAAUCUGCAGGGAGAGCUCUCGCAGAAAUCUAUUCAGCAUGAUAUCACAAAGAAGGAUCUGCAGAAUGAACUGAACAAGGAGGUAGAUCGCUACCAGACUCUCAGGAAUGAACUCACUAACAGUAAUAAGAAACUCGCCGAAACAGAAGCUAAACUAAAGGAAUCUGACGCUGAAGUCAGUAGAACUUUCGCAACGUUAACGGACACAAACGAUUUGGUCAUGUCCCUGAAGAACAAAGUUCAGGAGAAGACUGAUGACGCGGCCCAGCUGAAGGACGAAAACGAGGGCUUACGCGUCAGAAUUGACGAGAUGAAGAAUGAGGUCCUGAAAGUAGAGGAGGAGCUGCAGAAACUCGGCGAAGAGAUCACGCAGCUAAAGACCUCGCAGACAAAAAAUCUACAGAAGCUAGAGGAAGCUGAAACUAGAAAUAGUGAACUGCAGAAGGACAGCGAUAUACUCUCCGAUACUCUAAAAAAGAACGAAGAACUGAUUACUGAAAAUAUUCACCUGAAGCAGAUCAUAGAAACUGUGUAUAAACUUCACGGAAAAACAGACAAAAACGAUGAACCAAAGGACAAGAAGAAAGAUAAAGAGGAAAAGACUCAAGAGAAGCAGGGAGAUGGAAAAGAAAAAACACAAGAGGAUGAAAAGGAAGAAAAGCAAGGAGACCAGAAAGAGAAAGCUGAAGAAGUUUCCCAAGUGGAAAAUGCUACUCCCGACGACGCCGCUGCGGAAAGUGACGGGCGAAUGACGAACGCAAUCUACGACAUGUUAGACAAUGAAGAGAAUCGAGCCGAAGAAGAAGACGGAGCUGAUGGCGAGACCACCGGCGAUAAUGAAAAUGCUGUUGGCGAGGAAGAAGAAGGGGCGGACGCAGGCGACCAGGAGGAAAGAUUUGAAGUAGUGUAUCCUGCGGAGGGCUUCCACACAGCCGCGGUGGACACGGUGGAGCCAAAGCUAAGUCAGUUAAACUCUUUCGCACCUCCAGAGGCGGAUAUGGACUCAAGCACUCCGCUGUAGUCCGACGGAAGAGCUCACGUUUUAUAUGUUUACAAAAUGAGAAACUGCUGGUCAAGUGUUUUAGAAGUGCAAGUGUUUGGAAUAUAUCAUUGAAGUAUUCAUACCAUAAACGAAAGGCAUCGAUUUAAUUUGCGAAGCACCGUCCAGAAAGAGAAAUGCUAAUCAAUACAUUCCACAUUUUAGCUCCAUACAUCCCCAUUAUCAAGAGGCAUAGUACCUACUAGGCCAAAUAUAAUUAUCUUUUGAUACUUUUAUAUAUAGUUACAGAAGACUAUUGAGCCUAAGGAAGUUCAACAAACGUUAAUAGAUUAUAAACUUAUUUAUUGUUGAGUGUUAAUUUUGUGUUAAUCUGUUUCUCACAAAUUUGUUAAGUUUGAAUAAAUUUGUGGUUCCGAA
Molecule: messenger RNA, 1527 nt
Organism: Penaeus chinensis
Lineage: Eukaryota; Metazoa; Arthropoda; Malacostraca; Decapoda; Penaeidae
Product: 101 kDa malaria antigen-like
Exons: 6
Coding region: 40-1131 (363 amino acids)
Source: RefSeq, a predicted model, not a curated record